GAAGAAACGGGAAGUUCAUGAUUCACGCGCAUUCGAGCUGUAACAACUUUAUUCUUUCAACAAGACGGAAGACAGUUUGUGUUGUCAAAUUAUUGGGAUACAAGUGGGUCCUGUUCGCCUGCGGUGUCGGUGUUUUAUCUCCCGGUCAUGGGGUCUUUGUUUCGCAGUGAAGAAGUUUGUCUGAUACAGCUCUUCCUCCAGUCAGGAUCGGCUUACAACUGUGUCAGUGAACUGGGAGAACUGGGAAUAGUGGAGUUCAGAGAUUUGAAUCCAAAUGUGAACGCGUUCCAAAGGAAGUUUGUGAGUGAAGUAAGGAGAUGUGAAGAGUUGGAGAAAACAUUUGUAUUUUUGGAGCAUGAGAUUAUUAGCUGUCUCUCUCAGAAGCUGCAACCCCCCAUUCCCACCCCUCCUGCCCCCCAGCCCAGAGAACUCCUCACCAUCGAGGAGGAGAGUGAGCGCUUGGCCCGUGAACUCAGGGAGGUGUCCAGGAACAGAGACAGCCUCCGAUCUCAGUAUACUCAGCUGUGUCAGUACAGAGGAGUUUUAAAACAGACACAUUCACUCACGGCAUCACAGGCCCCGCUGGUCUCAUUUGACCCUGUGGGUCUGGUAGAGAAUAGGCAGGACGUCAGGCUGAGCUUUGUGGCCGGUGUGGUUCACCCGUGGAAAGUACCCGCCUUCGAGAGGCUGUUGUGGCGAGCCUGUCGAGGGUACAUCAUCGUUGACUUUCAUGAGAUGGAAGAGAAACUUGAACAUCCUGAUUCUGGGGAAGAGGUACAGUGGACCGUGUUUUUAAUUUCGUUCUGGGGAGAUCAGAUCGGCCAGAAAGUGAAGAAGAUCUGUGAUUGCUUCCACACACAAACGUUUCCUUACCCUGAGAACCACACAGAGAGAGAGGAGACUCUGAAUGGACUUAGAGGACGAAUCGAGGACAUCAAAUCAGUGAUGGGUGAGACGGAGCAGUACAUGCAGCAGUUGCUGGUUCGAGCACUGGCUCGUCUACCUGAGUGGCGUGUGCAGGUACAGAAGUGUAAGGCUGUGCAGAUGGUGCUGAACCUCUGCAGCCCGUCCGUCACUGAUAAAUGUCUGAUCGCAGAAGCCUGGUGCCCCAUUAGCCAGCUGCCCGCCCUGCAGAGCGCCCUGCGAGAAGGAGGGAGGAAGAGUGGCAGUAGUGUGGAUUCAUUCUAUAACCGUUUGCCGGCUACAACUUCUCCCCCCACACUGUUCCCCACCAAUGCCUUCACUGCUGGAUUCCAGAACAUUGUGGAUGCUUAUGGAGUAGCAAGCUACAGGGAGGUUAACCCAGCUGUGUACACCAUCAUCACAUUUCCCUUCCUGUUUGCUGUCAUGUUUGGAGAUGUUGGGCAUGGCCUUCUGAUGACACUAGCAGCACUCUGGAUGGUUCUGGAGGAGAAAGACCCGAAAUUGAGAAACGGUACCAAUGAGAUCUGGCGUAUGAUGUUUGGAGGUCGAUAUCUGAUUCUGCUGAUGGGGUUGUUUUCUAUCUAUACUGGAGCCGUUUACAAUGAGUGUUUCAGUAGAGGCCUCAGCACCUUCUCUUCCGGGUGGCACGUCCAGCCCAAUGCAGAGUACUACAACUGGACUGAGGAGACGUUCAGAAGUAAUCUGUAUCUCUCGCUGGAUCCCAACAUCACAGGCGUUUUCACUGGCCCAUAUCCUUUCGGUAUUGAUCCUAUUUGGGGUCUGGCCAAUAAUCACCUGACGUUCCUCAAUAGCUAUAAGAUGAAGAUGUCUGUCAUUAUUGGGGUCAUUCACAUGACCUUUGGUGUGUGUUUGUCCUUGUUCAACUACAUUCACUUUAGAGAGAUCAGUAGUAUAUUUCUGGUGCUGAUCCCAGAGCUGUGCUUCAUGCUGUGUCUGUUUGGAUACCUGGUCUUCAUGGUGAUCUAUAAGUGGGUGGUGUACGGCCCUCUAAACUCUGACUCCGCCCCCAGCAUCCUCAUCCACUUCAUAGACAUGUUCCUGUUUACUGUGAAUAAGGACAACAAACCACUCUAUGAGGGCCAGUUGACAGUGCAGAAGGUUCUUGUGAUUGUGGCUGUGUUGUCUGUUCCUGUGCUGCUCCUGGGGAAACCAAUCCAAGAAUACCUCACGUACAGGAAGAAGAAAGCUCAGCUUACAGGAGACCGGCGUCCUCUGCUUGCAGAAAACGGCUCUAUAAACUCUCUCCAGGGAGAGGUGGAAACAAGAGGCGAAGGAGAAGAGGAGGAGUUUGAUGCAUCGAACGUGUUCAUGCAUCAGGCCAUUCACACUAUAGAGUACUGUCUGGGUUGCAUCUCUAACACGGCCUCGUACCUGCGGCUCUGGGCCCUCAGCCUGGCUCAUGCCCAGUUGUCUGAGGUGCUCUGGCUGAUGGUAAUGCGGAUAUCGUUCCAGCAGCUCAGUUAUGUGGGGAGUGUCAUCAUGGUUGUUAUAUUUGCCGCUUUCGCUGUGUUGACCGUAUCGAUCCUGCUCGUCAUGGAAGGCCUGUCUGCUUUCCUGCAUGCUCUUCGACUUCAUUGGGUGGAGUUUCAGAAUAAGUUCUACAGUGGAUCAGGCUACAAGCUCAGUCCGUUCGCAUUCUCGUCUAUAAUCAGUGCCUCCUCUCUCAAUUGACACAAAUGAACUCUUAACAUUCCUAAGAUUUCAAAAAAUUAUAGAAUUAUUUUGCUGUCAGGGCACACACACACACACACACACAUUUUAAAAUGUAUCCUUUGUUUUAGCAUGUCUGUUUUCUUUUUACUGAAAUAUCUUUUUACUACCCAUGCACCUCCAUUAUAUGUGCCUCUCUGUAAACGGCAUUUUUAAACAUUCAGGAGGCAAGUUGAAAAUAUUUUCUGUAUUAAUCAUUGUUAUUCUACACAUGCUGUGCAUUGUUCUGAACUUGUAUUAAACGCGGAAUAUUCCUUUAAGUACAAACAGUUUAUUAUGAAAAUUUGAAAUGAGUUUAUCAUGUAAGAAUGUGUUUGUAUAAUGUGCAUUCCUUAUCCUAAGGAAAGGAGAGCUCCUAAAAUAAAGUACAAUUUUCUUUGAAAGAACUAUCAUGAUAAGAUUCUUUCAGUAUUUAACUCAAUUUAACUAAUUUACUUAGUGUGAUAAUCAGUCUUGAUUUAAGGCAUGAUUUAAAUGGAAUGACCUUUCAUUGAGGUGCUCAUUUAAUAUUUCUUUUCUGUUAUUAUGAUGACAUUUUGUUUUAUUUUUUUAAGCUGAAUCACAGUGCUGCUGCUUGUAAUAACUUACAGUGGAACUCCGAACUAUAUCAAUAAAAUAAGACCAAAGGUAAAUCCAA
Molecule: messenger RNA, 3292 nt
Organism: Xyrauchen texanus (razorback sucker)
Lineage: Eukaryota; Metazoa; Chordata; Actinopteri; Cypriniformes; Catostomidae
Product: V-type proton ATPase 116 kDa subunit a 3-like
Exons: 20
Coding region: 148-2616 (822 amino acids)
Biological process (GO): vacuolar acidification; proton transmembrane transport
Cellular component (GO): vacuolar proton-transporting V-type ATPase, V0 domain; plasma membrane; vacuolar proton-transporting V-type ATPase complex
Molecular function (GO): proton-transporting ATPase activity, rotational mechanism; ATPase binding
Source: RefSeq, a predicted model, not a curated record